AUGUCCGAGGAAAAGGUUGCAGUUGCUCGCUCUUCCCAGCUCGCCAUGACUGAGGUUUCCCCACCGACCACCUACACGACAUUCGAAAAUCUGAACGCAGCUAUUGCUGAGAAACACAGGAUUUUGGCAAGUGGACGUCGUACCGACUCCUACCUAUCCUACAAGUUCGUCACAUAUGACCUCUAUCAUGACGUUGAAAAGAAUCGAUCUCGCUUAUGCUCCCGCGUGCGACUCACAUAUUUUCCUGAUAUAUCCACUCUGAUCGUCAAGAUUCCCACAUAUGAACAUGAAAUUGCUCAUGCUUAUGUAGGACAACACCUCACUAGGUUGUCCGACCGUAUGGGAAUCGAUGAGGCAGCAUUUUUCGCUCUAGCGGCGACGAAGUAUGUCGGACCAACUGCAUCUGAGAAAGAAGCGGACGCAUCAUGGAAGAAUAGUUAUCUCAGACAAAACCAUGCUGAUUGGCCUCACCUGGUCAUAGAGGCUGGUGUUUCAGAGUCUUUGCCGAGGCUCCGACUAGAUGCAUCGUGGUGGAUUGAAUAUCCUUGCGGAGAGGUUUUGAUUGUGUUGUUGAUCAAUGUCAACCGGGACCGAAAGACACUUCUCUUUGAGAAGUAUAUACCACGAGUAUCGACCGCAAAUACACGAGCAUCAACAUCCAUCCCACCCAGAUAUGAAAAGGAACUGGUCGGAACUGUCAAUGUCAAUUAUGGAGCCAUGCCGCCUGCUGUCAUCGGGGAGCCUCUAAUCCUAGAGGUCGAGCGUGUUCUGGGACGGGUGGCAGUGCCACCAGAACGGGAUUUCGAGCUCACAAGAAAUUUUUUCCUGGCGCUAGCUGCUCAUAUUUCCUAA
Molecule: messenger RNA, 852 nt
Organism: Aspergillus aculeatus ATCC 16872
Lineage: Eukaryota; Fungi; Ascomycota; Eurotiomycetes; Eurotiales; Aspergillaceae
Exons: 1
Coding region: 1-852 (283 amino acids)
Source: RefSeq, a predicted model, not a curated record